This is a messenger RNA of Dermacentor andersoni, 886 nucleotides long. Lineage: Eukaryota; Metazoa; Arthropoda; Arachnida; Ixodida; Ixodidae. The record is from RefSeq and is a predicted model, not a curated record.
CCUCUCUAGGGUGAGGUCACCCUUUGGGAGGGCGAGUGCCGCCUCCUCGGCCGGGACAGUCCACCUGCGGCCAUUUUCAUGCCCUUUCUCGCGGCGGCGCGGCGGCCGUAACACGUGCGUUCGCUCUGUCGCCUUUUCUCUUGGUGCUGACCGGUGGCGCACAUCGAAAAAUGCCGGGUUGUUGUGUGCCGCAGUGCACCAACCACUCCAGAAAGGGAUGGAGAAUGUUUCAGUUCCCGAGGGACCCCAAGAGAAGGCUGCUUUGGACAGUAAAGACCAAGCGCGACAAGUGGCAACCGACAAACACAUCGUGCAUGUGCAGCGUGAGUAAAACUUUCCUUCGUAUGCCAAAGGAUUCGCAUGUGCGUGCCGUUGAGGUACGCGAUUCAUUUUUAUUGAGAGAACGUGUGGAAGGUAUGCACAGGGACAUCUGGGUUUUAUUUGCGGAGUUCUCACCAUGCCCUGCCGCCUACGGCCACGCUUUGCUGUCUCGAGUGGUGAUGUGGACGCGAGUGAUUGAACCUCAGACGGCUCACUUUGAACCAAGCAGCUUUGAACAGCAUUGUUCAGAUGGAUGGAAAAAGCUGAAGCCGAAUGCAGUUCCAACUCUUUUUUCAUUCAAACGUAAGUUGUUAUUUCUAAAGUCCGGAUAAGUAUUAUAUAGCUAUUGUUACCUGCAUUGCUUACAAGCCGUCUCGGGAACAUGCUUGUGGAUAGCAUUAAAUAAAAAAAACAUUUUUAACCUUCUGGAAAUGUCGGGUUCGUGCACGUUAGCGUACAACAUUAACAUGCUUGCUCCAGUUUAUGUGCGUUCUCAAGAGUACACUGUAGAAAAGAUGUGAUCCUUGGUCCCAUCUUGCUUGUUGUAGAAAAGAAUGUACUAGCU